Pterocles gutturalis (yellow-throated sandgrouse) is the source of this 839-nucleotide messenger RNA. It is a transcript of the gene TFEC, whose product is annotated as transcription factor EC. The transcript has 3 exons. The coding region runs from base 75 to 599 and encodes 174 amino acids. Gene Ontology annotation, biological process: regulation of transcription by RNA polymerase II. Gene Ontology annotation, molecular function: DNA-binding transcription factor activity, RNA polymerase II-specific; RNA polymerase II cis-regulatory region sequence-specific DNA binding. Lineage: Eukaryota; Metazoa; Chordata; Aves; Pterocliformes; Pteroclidae. Gene Ontology annotation, cellular component: nucleus. The record is from RefSeq and is a predicted model, not a curated record.
GAAGAAGAAGGUAUAAUAUUAAUUACCGAAUCAAGGAGCUCGGCACACUCAUCCCGAAGUCUAAUGAUCCUGAUAUGCGCUGGAACAAAGGAACUAUUUUAAAAGCAUCAGUGGAGUACAUCAAGUGGCUACAAAAAGAACAACAGAGAGCCAGAGAAUUAGAACACAGGCAGAAGAAAUUAGAGCAUGCUAACAGAAGACUUCUACUCCGAAUUCAGGAACUGGAGAUCCAGGCACGUGCACAUGGCCUUCCAGUCAUGUCUUCAUUCAGUGCUGUCGAUUUAGCUGCACAGGUCAUCAAGCAACAAUCUUAUCCUGAGGAGAACUCUGUAGACUACUCUCAACAAAUGCCUCUGGCACAUGGACCAAAUUCUGAUGUUUGCGAGGGAUCUACAGCCUUUUCUGAUCCACUCUCACACUUCACAGAUUUGUCCUUCAGCGCAGCUUUAAAAGAAGAACAACGGCUAGAGGAAAUCUUGCUGGAAGACACAGUGUCGCCAUUUGGAACAGACCCACUCUUGUCCUCCACAUCCCCAGCUGCAUCAAAAGAGAGCAGCAGGAGAAGCAGCUUUAGCACAGAUGACGGAGGUGAUUUAUAAAAGCAGAAAAGGCCUCAUACUUCUCUAAACCACUUGCUAAAAGACUGAGUUGAACGUAAGCACGGUGUUUGUGCUCAUUUUAAAUAUGAAUAAGGAGAGCCACUGUGAAGAUAAGUUACUACCUGUCAAGGGUUUAAAUCAGCCCGUAAUUCACAGGAAAAUGAGAUGGACAUGGACUCAUAUCACUUUGCCCUGAAUUCACACCCUCUGUUCACAGCUGACAUUUGCACAAAUCUUUCU